AUGACAAAAGGUAUAAAUGAUGGCCUAAAUUCUCCAUUUUUCAUUGAUUCCAAUGCAGUUGAGUGCUUUUCAAAUACUUCAGCUGAGUGCUAUGAUUUAUUUACCAGAGAAUUAAUUUUACCAACAUUGCAGAUCUGCGACAAUAUUUUACCAAAAAUUAAAUCAAAUUUAGUGGAUAAGCUUAUUGAAGCUUUAUUAAAUAUCAUCAAUAAAUUGCCAAAAGAGGAAAUGGGAGCUGCUAUAAAAAGAGUCCUUUCUUAUGUAGACAAUGAAUUAAAAAACUUGAAUAUUGAUGAUACUGCAGAAUCUAGACAAAAAUACUCAAAAUGUGUUAUUAUUUGGGCGUCUGCAUUGAAUUCGUUGAGCAGGCAACUUAGAUUAUUAUAGAGUAGCUCCUGGCCGCCAUGUCGGUUUUCACCCUUUGCUCUGCUCCACCCUCUUGCUUGCCAAUCUGAGAGCACGGCCUAAAGGUAUGUGUUAUUCCUUUCGCAACUCGAGAAUUAGGAAGCUGAAUUACCGUGCUAUACGCCAAUAAGACUACCUAUAAGAAAAUUUGGAAAGCGAAUUUUCUGGUCAAGCUAUCGAUUGAGAUAAAGCUUGUAGCCUACGGCACAACUCCCAGUAUCGUAUGGGUUUUUGCCAGGUUGGCCAAGCGAAUGCCCUCUGGCCAUUGGGCUAUCCUUUCAACAUCCUAGUCCCAAUCCCCUCGAGGUAAAGCCUUGCCCUGGAUAUAAGACUGCAGUGGGGCAGCCCGACAUUGCCCUCCACUAAAUCAAGUAAAGCCCAGCCGAGCACUCUAGCCGACCGCUGCUCCCCUUCAUAAGGUCCCCAGACUCCCGUCUAGCUUUAUAUAUUAAGAGGACAUUAUUUCUCCAUGCCAUUUUAAGUGUGCCAAUUCUUGAGCUCAAUAGACAGUGGAUUUUUAAACGAAGUUUUAGGAGAAAUGGUAACCCAAGCUUUAGAUAUUAUUUGUAGAGGACUUCUGUUAUAUAGAAGCCAAGAUGGUGUAAUUGUAGCUGUAUCAUUAUUUUUCAAAAGAAUUAUUAAAGCCUUCACAUGUUUCAGUGACCCUUAUUUCCCAAUCAUAGCAAAUUGUAUUUUACAGUGCUAUUCCCCAGGUCAUGAAGACUGUCUUGGUGUGAUUUCUAAUGCAAUUUCGAUAAUAGGAAAUGAAGCAAAUACUCGUGCAUGGCUAGAACAAAAUUACAUAAACUUGUUUGGACUGCUUAUAAGUUAUUUGGAAGCCAAGCCAGAGCCUGGGAUCAUCGUAGGGCUUUUUGAAAUCCAAACAAAACUAUAUGAAAGUGGAAAUCCUGCUUUAAACAAUAUUCAAGUGGUUAAUAAAACUUUAGAGACUGUCUGCAGACUUUUACCUAUCAUGACUGACAGAAAUCCUUGUAAGGCUGUGCUACAAUUUACACAACUUUUAUUUCAGCAGGAAGGUGAAGAAUGGAAACAAAUUUUGUUUCCAUAUGCAAGACUUAUGACCAAAGCAAUUUUAUUUGGACUUGGAAAUAUAUGGUUUUGUUAAUUAAAUUUAGAAAAAUAAGAUUAUAUAAAGUAUAUUCAGCUUAGAAGAGAAUAAACUCCAACACUUUUCUAAUUUUAGCUCUACUGGUAGACGCAUUGAAGGGAAAAUAUUUCCAGGAGUAUUAUAAUGGGGUAGUCGAAGGAUUGCAGUCUCCUCUAUAUGCGAACUUCAGUGAAAAAGAAAAAGAAAGGCUUUUAUACUGCUUUUUAAAUGCAGAAUCCUCACCCGCCAUCAUGAUGAUCAAGCAGUUUUUCUUCAACCUUGCCAAUAUCUUGAAAGGAGUUGGGACCUUUGAAAGCGUCAUAAUGACAGAAAUUGCUAUAGCAUCCAGUAAAAGAGCCGCAAAAGUAAUAGAUAUUGCUUAG
Molecule: messenger RNA, 1896 nt
Organism: Blepharisma stoltei
Lineage: Eukaryota; Ciliophora; Heterotrichea; Heterotrichida; Blepharismidae
Source: the annotation of a GenBank genome assembly